GUCUGUUUCCCCAUGUUUCCUUAAUGCCAAUUGUCAAUUGUGCCUCAGCGAUGGUUCCUGCAUCCGGCAUCCCAUGGUUCCCGGUUCGCCAUGAUAUGUACGAUGAGAACAUUGCAUGACUAAUGCAUCAUGUAUCCACACACUGAAUCCGAAACUGCAGAACCCGAGUUGCAUAAAAAUGGAGCCCUGGAGCUUGUACACACACAUAUACCUGCUUUUGCAACUCGUUGUCGCACGACAAGGACCCGGAUAACCUGCUAAAACUUCAGAUUCAUCUAUCAUGUCUACCCCGCAAACUAUGAAGUCAUUGAUCACCCAGGAAACCAAGACUGUCGCCGUUGAAGAGAUACCCGUGCCAGAGAUUGACGAAGACGAAGUCCUCAUUAAGAAUGUAGCGAUUGCUUUGAACCCUACGGACUGGAAGCACGUUGACUUUACCACCAACGUCGGAACGAUCCCUGGCUGUGAUUUCUCAGGGACUGUUGUUCAGAUUGGCAAGAGUGUUACCAACUUUGCGGUUGGCGAUCAUGUUGCGGGCUUUACCCAAGGUGGAAUGUACAAAGAUCGCGGCGCCUUUGCAGAAUAUGUGAAGACCCCCGCUGAUCUGGUUUGGAAGGUGCCUGAGGGCACUCUAACCCAUGAGGAAGCUGCUACCUUUGGAUGCGCAUACUGGACAGCUGUUCAAGCAUUGUUUAACCCUACCCGUCUUGGGCUCACUGAGCCUCCCAACAGGGCAGCCACCUCGGAGUGGAUUUUGAUUUACGGCGGAAGCACAUCUGUCGGGCUGUUUGCUGUCCAGCUUGCCCAUCUUGCAGGUUAUAAAGUGAUUUCCACUGCAUCUGUAAAGAACCAUGAACUUGUGAAGUCUCUCGGCGCAGAUGCAGUCAUUGACUACAAGAACCCGGACGUCGUGGACCAAAUCAAGCAAAUCACUGGAAACUCAAUUCACAUCGGUUUCGAUACAGUUUCCACUGAGCCGUCUCAAGAACUCGCUAUCAAGACCUUCGGCCCAGGGUCAGGCAAGCUCCUUAUCAUCCUUGGUCCUUCCAAAACUGCCCAGGAAUUGCGCUCGGAUGUUAAAAUCCAAAGCACGCUUAUAUAUACCGCCCUUGGACGCGCCUUUCAAUAUCGCCAGUCCCGCUAUGAGGUCCAACCUGAAGACCGCGCGCAUAUGGCGGCGUUCUUGAAGAAGACUCCUGAGCUUGUGAGAACGGGUGCGAUUAAGCCCAACCCGGUGAGGUUGUGGCCUGGAGGUUUGGAGACUGUCAAGGAUGGCUUGCAAUAUUUGAGAGAGGGGAAGAAUAGCGGUGAGAAAGUCGUGUAUCGCCUUGCUUGAGCUUGAACUAUAAAUUGCCAUAUGGAACUUAAAGUGUAUCAAUAGCAUGUAUAACUUCCCAUUGGAAUCGCGAUUGGUCUAUGAGAGCACAC
Molecule: messenger RNA, 1428 nt
Organism: Somion occarium
Lineage: Eukaryota; Fungi; Basidiomycota; Agaricomycetes; Polyporales; Cerrenaceae
Source: the annotation of a GenBank genome assembly